This is a messenger RNA of Parnassius apollo (apollo), 1035 nucleotides long. NCBI's taxonomy places the organism in Eukaryota, Metazoa, Arthropoda, Insecta, Lepidoptera, Papilionidae. The record is from the annotation of a GenBank genome assembly.
AUGGGACCUUACCACUGGUCGGGAGUAGUUGGCGUUGCAAAAGUGACGAUCAAAUUGAGCGAUUCUUUAGGUACGUAUAGGAUAUCAGAUAACAUUGUGUCGUCUAAGACGGGGCUAGCAUGCAAAUAUACUGCUGGUUACUGUAUAGAUGCGUAUGAAGGUAUGAUCACCUGGGACAUAAUCACAGACGACAAGUGUUCUAUGAACUCCUAUCUCGUACUCUAUAGGGGUAGGGUCUCUAAAAUAAUAAUAAAAUCAACUUAUAAUAGCCAAGAUGCUUACACCAUGUACUCAGUGAAGGACGGAAAAUUCUUAGCGACACUAAUAGAAAGAGGAUCAAAGGUCAUAUGUGGUAUAACUGUAAUAGUUACAGAUCAUCCCAAACUCCUGAUACAGGAGGUUAAGAACGGUCUCUACUAUUUCAAACAAGAUACACUAACAGCUAAGAACAUGGACAUCUUUCUCUAUGUGAAUGCAAAGUUCACACACAUUGAGAAUCAUAUGAGGAGAGAAAUCAGUUCUAUGUAUGAAACCCUUGUGCAAGAACAGUGUAAGACAAGACGAUCUUUGCUCCAGACUCAAUUGUCCUUAGCCACUAUUGAUCCAGUUGAAUUCGCCUAUACGUACAAACAAGAACCUGGUUAUUCUGCGAUAGUUAUGGGUGAACAAGUGCACAUUGUCAAAUGUAGGGCAGUUUAUGUUACAUCUAGGAAGACAGAAGGAUGUUUUAACGAACUACCUAUCAAUUAUACCGGACAGCUCAUGUUCAUGGCGCCCAGGUCGCGAAUAAUACAGAGGACAGGUACUCCAGUAACAUGCUCAGUAUUAAUGCAACCGGCUUUCCAGCUGUCGAACUCUUGGUUCGUUUCACAGAAUGGGCUGACUAAGAAGUCUGAGCCAUCUCAACUAUCACCAGUUACUGAUACUAAAUGGGUUUAUACCGAUGCUGGUGAACUAGCAACACAAGGUAUUUAUUCCUAUAAAGACCUGGAUAUUUUACGCUCAUCUGGAACACGUCUUUCGCGCGCAGCUUAA